This is a messenger RNA of Propithecus coquereli (Coquerel's sifaka), 645 nucleotides long. Its product is annotated as NKG2-F type II integral membrane protein-like. The transcript is spliced from 5 exons. NCBI's taxonomy places the organism in Eukaryota, Metazoa, Chordata, Mammalia, Primates, Indriidae. The coding region runs from base 1 to 645 and encodes 214 amino acids. The record is from RefSeq and is a predicted model, not a curated record. Gene Ontology annotation, biological process: positive regulation of natural killer cell mediated cytotoxicity; stimulatory C-type lectin receptor signaling pathway.
AUGAAGAAACAAAGAGUGAAUCUGGCCAAGGACUCAAAGAGGCAGGAAAGAAAAUCUAAGGGCGGGAAAAGCUCCCUUUCAGUAACUGAACAGGAAAUAACCCAAGUGGAAUUACACCUUCAAAAUGCUCCUCCGGAUCUCCAGGGGAAGGAGAAGACCUGCUACUACAAAGUUUCACUGUUACCUCCAGAGAAGCUCGUUGCUGAGAUCUUGGCCAUCAUUUGCAUUGUCCUAGUGGGCUCUGUGUUAAAAAUGGUAUUAAUAGCUCGUAUUCCCUUUACAGUAAUGGAGAAGCAGAACAAUUCUUUCCAGAGUGUAAAAACUCAGAAAGCAUGUGAUUGUGGUCAUUGUCCAGAGGAGUGGUUCACAUAUUCCACCAAUUGUUAUUCCAUUGGUAAGGAAUUCAAGACUUGGGAUGAGAGUUUGAGGACUUGUGCUUCCAAGAACUCUAAUCUGCUUUACAUAGAUAAUGAAGAAGAAAUGUUGAAGUGGGUGCUGGAUCAUGUUCAUGCAAAGUGGUGUGUUGUUCCCCAGAUUAUUGUUGGAAGCUUGAGUUGGGGGCUGGGUUGGACCCUCUCUUCUGAGGCUGGUGUCGUGGGGGAUUGCUCUACUCAGCAUCUCUCUGGAGGUGACACUGGCAGCUGA